Molecule: messenger RNA, 1365 nt
Organism: Penicillium pulvis
Lineage: Eukaryota; Fungi; Ascomycota; Eurotiomycetes; Eurotiales; Aspergillaceae
Product: putative transcription factor TFIIE complex alpha subunit
Exons: 3
Coding region: 1-1365 (454 amino acids)
Biological process (GO): transcription initiation at RNA polymerase II promoter; transcription open complex formation at RNA polymerase II promoter
Cellular component (GO): transcription factor TFIIE complex
Source: RefSeq, a predicted model, not a curated record
AUGGACCUUGCGAACACGCUCAUCCGGAGCGUCGUCCGCGCCUUCUAUGAGACCCGACACAUUUUGGUAGUUGAUGCGCUUUUUCUCCACUCGGUUCUGCAUGCGGAAGAUCUUGCAUUCGUGAUGGGGAUGCAACAGAAAGAUCUCCGCAAGCUAUGCGCUCGGUUGCGCGAGGAUCGCCUAAUCGGAGUAAGCACGCGCGCCGAGAUUCGCGAUGGGUCAACCCGUCCCGUGAACCGUGAAUACUACUAUAUCCCGCUCCACCCAGUCAUCGACGCAAUCAAGUACAAAGUCUCGAAAUUGACCUCUACAAUCAAAGCGCAAUAUACACCAAGCGAAGAGCGGAAGGAAUAUAUCUGUCUUCGCUGUGGUCAAGAGUGGACUGAGCUGGACGUGUUGAGUUUAGUCUCGGAGGAAGGCUUCGAGUGCCAGAACUGCGGGGCCAUCCUCGAGCGAACAGAAGAUGUUAAGGGUGUAGAGGGUAUCGACCGCACAGGCCACGAGAAGAACAGCAAGCUGAUGGCUCAGCUGGAUAAUAUGCUCAAAUUGCUGAAGCAGAUCGAUUCCGUCGAGAUCCCACCCAACGACUUCGAUACGGCCUGGGACCAUAAAGUCGAGAUUGCCCGAAACCAGAACACACACCCUGUUCGUCCCGCAAUCGCUGUGGCCCCCAGACAACAGGAUGUCACACGUGCCAACGUCAAAACAGACGCUGCUGCCCUGGAGAUCUCACUCACGUCCACCGAAGAGAAGAGCGCCGCCGAGCAGGCGGAGGAAGCUGCCCGCAAAGCAGCCGUCGAGAAACAGAACCAACUUCCUGUUUGGCAUACAGAGUCUACUGUUAACCGUGAAACAAUCGGUGAUGCCAAUGUCAAGAAUGAAGCCGGUGUACCUGUGAAAGCGGAAAUGGGAGACGAAGACCAGAAGCCCAGCCUUGAUGCACUGGACGACAAGGUGGCCGCUUACUACGCUGAGAUGGCACGGGAGAAGGCCCUGCAAGCCGAGGAGGAUGCCAGUAGCGGCGAAGAAGACUCUGAUGAUUUCGAUGAAUUCGAAGAUGUCGGUCUUUCCGGCCAGAGUGGUCCAGCCACCCCCGCAACAGCGGCUGGUCCAACCAGUGUUCCUACGCCCUCUUCUGCCGUUGCUGGUAUUAAACGUGAUCUUGAUACCGCAUCAAGUGCUGCCCCGUCUUCUGCUGGAACACCGACUACUCCAGCUGAUGAUGAGCCAAGUGCUAAGAAAAUCAAGACUGAACCUGGUGUCACUGCCGAGCCUGCUAUCAAACAAGAUCAUGUUGUGAAGGCUGAGCCAGGUGUUAAAGAAGAGGAGUCGGAUGAAGAUGAAGAUGAGUUUGAGGACGUUUGA